Pyrenophora tritici-repentis Pt-1C-BFP is the source of this 3408-nucleotide messenger RNA. RefSeq names its product MgtA, Cation transport ATPase. The record is from RefSeq and is a predicted model, not a curated record. Gene Ontology annotation, molecular function: ATP binding; P-type calcium transporter activity; ATP hydrolysis activity. NCBI's taxonomy places the organism in Eukaryota, Fungi, Ascomycota, Dothideomycetes, Pleosporales, Pleosporaceae. Gene Ontology annotation, cellular component: plasma membrane; intracellular membrane-bounded organelle. Gene Ontology annotation, biological process: calcium ion transmembrane transport; intracellular calcium ion homeostasis.
AUGGAGGCUAGCAGACUUGCCCCACCCACACUUCAACUCAACACACGACAACGUGCGCUGAGUCAGGCUGACACGGUCACAUCACAAACUUCGGAUCCCUUUCGAACGCCAAUAUCACCAAGCAAUGCGUCAAUAAGCAACGCGUCGACAGUAGGAGGAGAGUACGAUGCAGCUAUACAACAAGAACUUCGUAAUGAAGCCAAGUCCACUCCCAAUAAUCCGUUCGGAUUCACACCAUCACAACUUAGCAAACUAUUGAACCCAAAGUCCUUGCCAGUAUAUCACGCGCUCGGCGGUAUACAGGGCAUCGCAGCCGGCUUGCAAUCAGAUAUUCACUCUGGAUUGAGUGCCGACGAAUCGACCGUGCCACGACAUAUCUCCUUCGACGAAGCGACGAAUCCUCAAACACCAACCAAGGAGAUAGAAUCGAGUAGACCACCAAGUAAUGGACAGCCUUUUGAGGACCGUAUCCGCAUUCAUGGGCGAAACGUCCUCCCAGCAAAAAAGGUCACACCGCUCUGGAGACUUGUUUGGAAUGCGUACAACGAUACAGUGCUGAUUGUUCUCACUGUCGCGGCUGUGAUAUCACUCGCGCUUGGUCUAUAUGAGACGUUUGGCGGGGAUCAUCCGCCAGGCUCUCCGACCCCUGUGGACUGGGUCGAGGGUUGUGCAAUCGUCGUGGCCAUCGUCAUUGUCGUACUCGUCACUGCCUUGAACGACUGGCAAAAAGAGCAGGCGUUCGCCAAGCUUAACGCUAGGAAGGAACAAAGAGACAUCAAGGUUACUCGAUCCGGCAAGACUUCUAUGAUUAGCAUCUACGAUGUCCUUGCAGGUGAUGUUAUACACAUAGAACCUGGAGAUGUCAUCCCUGUCGAUGGCAUCUUUAUAGAUGGCUCCGAUGUCAAGUGCGAUGAGUCGUCUGCUACAGGAGAAUCGGAUGCUAUGCGCAAAACUCCCGGUGCAGCCGUCAUGAAGGCUCUCGAAUCUGGCCAAUCGGCCAAGAAACUCGAUCCCUUCAUCAUCUCGGGUGCCAAAGUGCUUGAAGGCGUCGGAACUUUCAUGGCCACAUCCGUUGGAGAGCACAGCAGCUUUGGAAGAAUCAUGAUGUCCGUCCGCGUCGAAAUGGAGCCAACUCCCCUCCAGGAAAAGCUUGGUGGUCUGGCUAUGGCCAUAGCUAAGCUUGGAACCACUGCCGCUGGUAUACUCUUCUUCAUCCUUCUGUUCCGAUUCGUGGCAGGAAUCUCUGGGGACGGUCGAACUCCAGCCGAGAGAGGCUCAGCUUUCAUGGAUAUCCUUAUUGUCGCGGUGACGAUUAUUGUUGUCGCCGUUCCCGAGGGCCUUCCCUUAGCAGUGACCCUAGCAUUGGCGUUUGCGACAACGAAGAUGUUGAAAGAAAACAAUCUUGUCCGAAUCAUGCGAGCUUGCGAGACCAUGGGCAAUGCCACAGCCAUCUGCUCCGAUAAGACUGGUACCUUGACAACAAACAGGAUGACGGUCGUUGCCGGCACAUUUGGCACCACAAGAUUUGUGCAGGUAGACGCGAGGUCCGAAAAAGACCAGACAAUCUCCACUUGGGCAUCAGCAGUCACAUCAGCAGCCAAAGCGCUUAUUAUUCAGUCAGUCGCAAUCAACUCCACGGCCUUUGAAGGACAAGAGGAUGGAAAACCAGUCUUCAUCGGAUCCAAGACAGAAACUGCCCUACUCCAGCUCGCCAAAGAACACCUUGGACUUGUCUCACUCUCGGAGACCCGCGACAAUGAGCAAGUCAUACACAGAUUUCCCUUUGACUCGGGCAAGAAAUGCAUGGGUGCUGUGGUCAAGGUACAAGGCGGAACCUAUCGGCUUGUUGUCAAAGGCGCAUCAGAGAUCCUUUUGGGAUUCAGUUCUAUCUUUGCCCAUUUCGACACCCUGGAGACGGAACCAUUAUCGAGUGAGCUACGUGCGAUGCUCACUGACACGAUCAAUGAGUACGCAAACAAGUCGCUCAGGACCAUCGGAUUUGUCUAUCGCGAUUUCCCGCAAUGGCCCCCGGCUGAUGCUGAGCUUACGGAGGGUGGAAGUGUUGACUUCGCCUCUUUACUAAAGGAUCUCACAUUCUUCGGUGUAGUCGGAAUUCAGGACCCUGUCCGCCCCGGUGUGCCUGAGGCUGUCCGCAAGGCACAAAAGGCUGGUGUCACAGUCCGCAUGGUGACCGGUGACAAUGUACAGACCGCUCGAGCCAUUGCCACUGAAUGCCUAAUCUACACCGAAGGUGGCUUGGUCAUGGAAGGCCCCGAUUUCCGCCGGCUCUCUGAUGAACAAUUGGAUGAGGUGCUUCCCCGAUUACAAGUAUUGGCUCGUUCUUCCCCAGAGGACAAGCGCAUCCUCGUUCAGCGUCUCAAGGAUCUAGGUGAAAUCGUUGCCGUCACCGGCGAUGGUACCAACGACGCUCCCGCACUCAAGGCGGCAAACAUCGGUUUUUCUAUGGUUUCAGGUACUGAGGUUGCCAAGGAAGCGUCCUCGAUCAUUCUCAUGGACGACAAUUUUGCUUCCAUCAUCACAGCCCUAAUGUGGGGGCGUGCUGUCAAUGACGCCGUUCAGAAAUUUCUCCAAUUCCAAAUCACCGUCAACAUCACCGCAGUCGUGCUCGCAUUCGUCACCGCUGUCUACGAUGAUGAGAUGAAACCUGCACUCAAAGCCGUUCAGCUUCUCUGGGUCAAUCUUAUCAUGGACACCUUCGCUGCCCUCGCACUUGCCACCGACCCACCCACCGAGAAGAUUCUCGAUCGCCCACCCCAAGGCAAAGGCCCCCUCAUCACGACGACAAUGUGGAAACAAAUCACAGGCCAGAAUAUCUACAAGAUCACCGUCAUCUUCGUGUUGUACUUUGCCGGUGGCGAUAUCCUAAAUUACGAUCUUUCGAACCCUGAUAAGCAACUGGAGUUGGACACUGUCAUCUUUAACAGCUUUGUCUGGAUGCAAAUCUUCAACAUCUUCAACAACAGGCGUCUCGAUAACAAACUCAACAUCUUUGAGGGUGUAUUCAGAAACAUCUUCUUCAUGGGAAUCGUCGCCUUGAUCAUCGCUCUGCAAAUUCUUAUCGUCUUCGUUGGCGGAAGAGCAUUCCAUAUCAAGUCUGGGGGAAUCGAUGGAACUCAAUGGGCUAUUAGCAUCGUUACGGGCUUCGUUUGUAUCCCUUGGGCAGUCCUAAUCAGGUAUUUCCCCGAUGAGUGGUUCGCAGUGAUUGCGGGUGUUGUUGGAAAGCCCGUCGUCAUUGCUUACAGGGCGUGCUGUGUCGGUGCAGGCAAGUUGAAGGCCAUGCUGAGCUUCAGGCGCAAGAAGACCGAGCAGCCCGAUGCCGAGGUGGGUGCUGCGCCUGCCAUUGUCGUCGUCGGUGACGAUGCGAGUACUUCGGAGAACAGGAAAUGA